UUCAGUUACGUUUCGACGGCCAACGCGUCGAGUGCUCUGCUUGCUGAGAGAAAGAAAAACACAAAUAGAGACAACAGAAGUGGUUCUUCUUCUUCAUACUCGCAUUCUCUCGCGCUCUCUUCACCGUAUGUGUUAACGGUCGUGGCGCGUCGUGUGCGUGUGUGUUAGUGUGCCAGUUAAACAAUGAGAAAUUGAUUCACACACCGAAACAGACAAAAGAAAAAAAAACAAAAGACACCGAACGCAAAGUGUUAAUCAGAAUAGAAUAAUUUGUGCAAUCACGAGCAGCGAAAACAAACUGAAAUUUUUUAAACAUUUUUUUCGUGUGCAACCGUAAACAAACCAAAGAAGUUAAAACGAGAGCUAUUUGCGAGCGGGGAAAACUAGAAAACUACUACAACUGCAAAAACAGCGAUAAAAAUGGGUGAAUUGCCGCCAAAUUCAGUCGGCGUCUUUUUGGCGCUGCUCCUCUGCAGCUGCUCUUUAAUAGAACUGACCCGUGCGCAGUCCCCCAUCCUGGAGAUUUAUCCCAAACAAGAAGUCCAGCGCAAGCCAGUGGGCAAGCCCCUGAUCCUCACCUGCCGGCCCACAGUUCCCGAGCCGUCCCUGGUCGCCGAUCUGCAAUGGAAGGACAAUCGGAACAACACCAUUCUGCCCAAGCCGAAUUACGAUCCACUGUAUGAUUCCAAGGGCAAUAGAAAGAAAGAGAAUGGACGCAACCAGCCGCCGAUGUACACGGAAACGCUGCCCGGCGAAAGUUUGGCCCUGAUGAUUACCUCGCUGUCGGUGGAAAUGGGCGGCAAGUACUACUGCACCGCCUCCUAUGCAAAUACGGAGAUCCUCGAGAAGGGCGUCACAAUUAAAACUUACGUGGCCAUCACCUGGACAAAUGCCCCUGAGAAUCAGUACCCCACUCUUGGCCAAGACUAUGUGGUAAUGUGCGAGGUAAAGGCCGAUCCCAAUCCAACAAUCGACUGGCUGCGCAACGGAGAUCCGAUCCGCACGACCAACGACAAGUAUGUGGUGCAAACCAAUGGCCUGCUAAUCCGAAAUGUCCAGGAGAGCGAUGAAGGCAUCUACACUUGCCGUGCAGCCGUUAUCGAAACUGGUGAGCUAUUGGAACGCACCAUUCGCGUGGAGGUCUUCAUUCAGCCGGAGAUCAUAUCGCUACCCACCAAUCUGGAGGCCGUCGAGGGCAAGCCGUUUGCAGCCAACUGCACAGCAAGAGGCAAACCAGUACCGGAGAUUAGUUGGAUUCGAGAUGCCACACAACUGAACGUGGCGACCGCCGAUCGCUUCCAAGUGAAUCCCCAAACUGGCCUGGUUACCAUCAGCUCCGUUAGCCAGGAUGAUUAUGGCACAUACACAUGCUUGGCCAAGAAUAGGGCCGGUGUAGUGGAUCAGAAGACCAAGCUGAAUGUUUUGGUGCGUCCGCAGAUCUAUGAGUUGUACAAUGUGACCGGGGCCAGGACCAAGGAGAUUGCCAUAACCUGCCGUGCCAAAGGACGUCCGGCACCAGCGAUUACCUUCCGUCGUUGGGGAACACAGGAGGAGUACACGAACGGGCAGCAGGAUGACGAUCCCCGCAUCAUUUUGGAGCCGAAUUUCGAUGAGGAGCGCGGCGAGAGCACCGGCACCCUUCGCAUCUCCAAUGCCGAGCGUUCCGACGAUGGACUUUACCAGUGUAUUGCCCGGAACAAGGGAGCCGAUGCCUACAAGACUGGACACAUUACCGUUGAAUUUGCUCCGGACUUUAGCCACAUGAAGGAGCUGCCUCCGGUUUUCUCAUGGGAGCAGCGCAAGGCGAAUCUCAGCUGCCUGGCCAUGGGUAUUCCGAAUGCCACAAUCGAAUGGCACUGGAAUGGUCGUAAGAUCAAGGAUCUGUACGAUACCAAUCUAAAGAUUGUCGGCACUGGACCCCGCAGCGAUUUGAUUGUGCAUCCCGUAACGAGGCAGUAUUACUCUGGAUACAAGUGCAUUGCGACCAACAUCCAUGGAACCGCUGAACAUGAUAUGCAACUGAAGGAGGCACGUGUCCCUGAUUUUGUGUCCGAAGCCAAACCCAGUCAACUGACCGCCACCACGAUGACCUUCGACAUUCGCGGCCCAUCAACCGAACUAGGCCUGCCCAUUCUGGCGUACAGUGUGCAGUAUAAGGAGGCCCUAAAUCCGGACUGGUCGACGGCCUAUAACCGCAGUUGGUCACCAGAUUCGCCGUACAUUGUGGAGGGACUGCGACCACAGACGGAGUACAGCUUCCGAUUUGCCGCCCGCAACCAGGUGGGAUUAGGAAAUUGGGGCGUCAAUCAGCAACAGUCGACACCACGACGAUCGGCUCCCGAGGAGCCCAAGCCAUUGCAUAAUCCCGUCCAGCACGACAAAGAGGAACCGGUGGUCGUGUCGCCCUAUUCCGAUCAUUUCGAGCUGCGCUGGGGCGUGCCCGCCGACAACGGAGAGCCUAUUGAUAGGUACCAGAUCAAAUACUGUCCGGGCGUUAAGAUCAGCGGCACCUGGACGGAACUGGAGAACUCCUGCAACACCGUUGAGGUGAUGGAGACCACAUCCUUCGAGAUGACCCAGCUGGUGGGCAACACAUACUAUCGCAUUGAACUGAAGGCGCACAACGCCAUCGGCUAUUCAUCGCCUGCUUCCAUUAUCAUGAAGACGACACGAGGAAUUGACGUCAUCCAAGUGGCUGAGCGACAGGUCUUCUCCUCGGCGGCCAUCGUGGGCAUCGCAAUCGGCGGUGUCCUCCUGCUUCUGUUCGUGGUCGACCUACUCUGCUGCAUCACCGUCCACAUGGGCGUCAUGGCCACGAUGUGCCGCAAGGCCAAGCGAUCGCCUUCCGAAAUCGACGACGAGGCCAAGCUGGGCAGGGACGAAAAGGAGCCGCUCCGCACGCCAACAGGCAGCAUCAAACAGAACUCGACCAUCGAAUUCGACGGGCGAUUCGUGCACUCGCGCAGUGGCGAGAUAAUCGGGAAGAAUUCGGCGGUGUAAGGAGGUUAUCCUCCGUGUCCUGGAACUCCAGAGUCCAACCGCAAUGUGCACAAAACGAUGAGGAGGGAAACAUAUAUGGAAAUACACAUAUAUGUAUGAUGAUCUAGCGAGAACAAGCCAAAGCCAAAGCUGGGGGAAGAGCACUUGAAUAUCGAUCGAUUGGCACACUAAGUUGGUUUUAAUUUACUUUCGUACACAGCGUAAAUCUUACUAAAUGUCUUACUAUAACGCAUACGAUAUCUUAACAACAUCUAACUUCUAAAACAUAGCACAUUAAGCUCGAAAAACCAGCAAGCAAGCAUACGAAGAAGUAAGAAAUAAUAACUCAAUGUCGCUUCAUUUUCUAGUUUAAACAAGUAUUUUAUAUCGCUGCAUUUGCUUUGUUUUUCCUUAGUCCAAAAAAAAAAAUCACAAAUGAACACAAGAAAUUACAAAUAACGAUAUGAACCAAGCAGGAGAAGUAAAUGAAUAUGCAAGAGAUGAUAUGGAAAGGACCUAGCCUAAGUUAUAUAUAUGAAUGUAUGCAAGAAAGAAAUCUUAAAUUAAUGCCUUACAAACAAAAAAUUACAAUUAUUUAGCAGCUAAAGCGCAGAGGAGGGAUUUAUGCAUGUAAGCCGCAAGGAAUGAGAUCGAUUUCUUUAGUAUAACUAACUUAAACAUGCCAUAAAUAAGUUUUAACAUUAAGUUUGACCCUGAUCCCGAUCAUCAUCCCCCACCAAUUCGUAGUACUUAAAACGCUAAACAAAAGACUUGCGAGCAUUUCUUUCCACAACACCAUGACAUUGGAUAGAUUAAAGGAAGAACAGCAAAAGAAUGGACUUGAAUAACAUACUUAGUUGAUAUCGAAAUCCUUGGUUUCCUACUGCUAAUUCGUAUACUUAACCACCAGAAAGUGUAACCCACAGACGGCACUUAAUGAAUAAUGCUCAAUGUACAUUAAUGUUGAAGAAAUUGAAUAUUUGAAAAUGUUUACAAACUGCUUAGCUGCUUGAACAACGGAAAUAAGCAUACCGAACCACCUCCGCAUCCGGUUCAUAGCACACAAGAUCAAUCUUGAUGAGAGAAUCUAUAACUUAGCAUAGAAUUAUCCGAGAACUACGAGAUUGCCAAACAUUAACAACCUAUCAUAACCCUUCAACCCACUUCCAUCGAACAACUGCAAAUCGCUCAGUUUUGUGUUAAAAGUAUUUUCUUAUGUAUGUAAAAAUUAAACAAAAUUGUAGUUAAGAGAUCUAAAACGCAUUAAUCUAAUGGAUAUAUAAAUCUAAAAAAAAUAUAUAUAUGUAUGUACAUGUAUUUAAAGUUACUCGUAAGUUUUUUUUUCUACACGAAACAGAUAAUACAAAAUAAAAAAAAAAAAAAAACAAAACGAAAAGCAAAAGCGAACUACGUAUAUGUUAUCACGCCGAUCUGAAUGUAUGUAUGUACGUUAACGCCCCAUGAGAGACGCAUUUUUUAUUUGAUAGCCGUAAAAAUCCUUAAAAACGCUGAGAUCCCCCACUUUUCAGUUCGUUGCCUAUGAGCUUUGUACCUUCUGUUGCCAAUUAAGUCAAGCGCCUUGCCAGAGCUUUUUACCUAUAAAUAUACACGAUACUCUAUGAAAGACCUAUUGAAUAACCCACGAAGCGAACCCAAGUCGAGAUUACAGGAGGCUAUAUACACAUUUGAAUUUGGAUGCGAUUGUUUGAAAAACUGCUGGUCAUUCGAGCAUAUGAAAUAUGUUUGCAAGAAACCGAACGCAGCUUUGUUCGGCGGCAGAGUGUAGCUUUUUAUAUGAACUAAACAAAAUUGAUGAAAAAUUAUACACUGAAACUGAAACGGGGGAAAUAAAUCUUAUUUACUGUACUAUAAUUCCAAUCGAUGUAGUUUUAAUUCCCAUUUGGCGGUAAUAAU
Molecule: messenger RNA, 4893 nt
Organism: Drosophila melanogaster (fruit fly)
Lineage: Eukaryota; Metazoa; Arthropoda; Insecta; Diptera; Drosophilidae
Gene: Fas2
Product: fasciclin 2
Exons: 10
Coding region: 421-3000 (859 amino acids)
Biological process (GO): neuron projection morphogenesis; cell adhesion
Cellular component (GO): plasma membrane; membrane
Source: RefSeq, marked reviewed